AAAAAAAAUUUUAAAAGGUUAAGGAUGUAGCUCCAUGUGAAGGCCUGGGUUCAGCCCCAGGUGUGCACCCCACAAACUCAUGCACAAACAGUUGGUAUAGCCCUGUGGUGGAACGCAUGCUUACUGUGCAAGAGGCCCUGUUUCAAACCUCAGCACUGUGCAAACAAACGAGCCUUGUGGCCCGCACGCACGCAGCUACAGGAUCAGCACACCAUCCACCAGCACAGUAAUCCUCGGAGUUCACAGAAACUGCUCAAGCUGCUGUUUCCCAAAUUCUUCUGGCCUGCAUAGUACUUUCUUCUCACCGAGAAGACAUUUCACUUUGUGCCCAAGGAGCAGGCAGGCUCCUGACCUUUACUGAGCGCCAUGCUCAGCUCAGUGAAAGGUCGGGCGGGACAGGGGACCCACAGAACACUGGUGGCCCCAAGAGGAAGAGUAGGCAGGGGGAGGGACAGAGCUGAGAGGCCAGGCAGCGGUGGGUUAGUCAUCGGCACCAGAGGGUGGGUGUGCCGCAAGCUCCCGGAAGCUGAGGCAGCCGCAUGGUGAGGGAGGGAGGCUGGGCUGGACGAGUGGCACUGGCUGCCAGGGGCUUGGCUCCUCGGGCCAGUCGUGGAGGCAGGUGAGGUCGAAGUUCCUCGUGCUCUGGCUCCCUGGCCCGGCCCUGAAUGGGCCCCUCUGAGGAUGACGCUGUGUGCAGAGGCUCUGACCGCUGGCAGCUGGAGCCCACACUCCCAUGCCCCGGCUCUGCGCCCCCGCCCGGCCGCCGCCCUGGAGGUGACCGCCAUGCCCAGGCCUCGGAGCGCCCCCUGACGCCUCGGCCUUGCUCCACCGCCACGGGCACCAUGCUGUCCGCCAACCUCUCCGAGUUCUCCAACUUCUCGGCCAACGCGUCCUCCCCGUGCCCCGACUAUCGGGCCUUCCACCAGCUGCACAUGGUGGUCUACAGCCUGGUGCUGGCGGCCGGGCUGCCCCUCAACGCGCUGGCCCUCUGGGUGUUCCUGCGCUUGCUGCGCGUGCACUCGGUGGUGAGCGUGUACAUGUGCAACCUGGCGGCCAGCGACCUGCUCUUCACGCUGUCGCUGCCCCUGCGCCUGUCCUACUACGCGCAGCACCACUGGCCCUUCCCCGACCUCCUGUGCCAGGCGGCGGGCGCCGUCUUCCAGAUGAACAUGUACGGCAGCUGCAUUUUCCUCAUGCUCAUCGGCGUCGACCGCUACGCUGCCAUCGUGCACCCGCUGCGGCUGCGCCACCUGCGGCGGCCCCGCGUGGCGCGGCGAGUGUGCCUGGGCGUGUGGGCGCUCAUCCUGGUGUGCGCCGUGCCCGCUGCCCGCGUGCACCGGCCCUCGCUCUGCAGCCACGCGGGCCGCCGCUGGCGCCUGUGCUUCGAGAGCUUUGGCGACGAGCUGUGGCGCGGCCGGCUGCUGCCGCUCGUGCUGCUGGCCGAGGCGCUGGGCUUCCUGUUGCCGCUGGCGGCCGUGCUGUACUCCUCGUGCAGGGCCUUCUGCGUGCUCGCGCGGCCCGACGCCCCGCAGAGCCGGCGGCGGCGCAAGACGGUGCGCCUCCUGCUGGCCAACCUGGUCAUCUUCCUGGUGUGCUUCGUGCCCUACAACGCCACGCUGGCCGUGUACGGGCUGCUGCGCGGCGACCUGGUGGCGGCCGGCCGCGGGGCCCGCGAGCGCGUGCGCGGGGUGCUCAUGGUCAUGGUGCUGUUGGCCGGCGCCAACUGCGUGCUGGACCCGCUGGUCUACUACUUCAGCGCCGAGGGCUUCCGCAACACCCUGCGCGGCCUGAGCGCCCCGCUGCGCGCCCGGGCCCGCGGAGAGGCCGCGCGCCCGGGCGGGCUGGGCGCCACCGGCCAGGCGCUGUUGCGGACCCCGGACCCCGGGCCGCCCGCGACCCCAGCCCUCCAGGACUCGGCCCUCUGAAGCGCCCGGCCGGGGACAGCGUGGGCUCCCGUCGGGGGAGGGUGGAUGGGCCGCCCGGCUAGUGCUCCCGGAGGCAAAAGCGAACGCGU
This is a messenger RNA of Heterocephalus glaber (naked mole-rat), 2014 nucleotides long. NCBI's taxonomy places the organism in Eukaryota, Metazoa, Chordata, Mammalia, Rodentia, Bathyergidae. The record is from RefSeq and is a predicted model, not a curated record.